UGCGGACUCAGGACUUCCGUCCCGGAAGCUCAGUUUUAAGCAUGGCUUUGGGAGGGGAGGGACGCAAGAAAAGGAAGGGCCAGGAACGGAGACAGAGUCCUGACGAUGGCGUGGGGAAUGCGGUCACCGACUACAUGGUGGGACAGGUCGCCGACAGCUUGCGGGGCGGCCCACGUCCUACUGGAGGCGGGACGGGGCGGCUGGCCGCUCUCUUCAGCACCACGGAGCCAUCUGCACCCCCUGUAUUUGUGCCUGUACCCCAGGAAACAUCUAAAAAAAGAAAACGUGAUGACGAAGAAGAGAGUGCGUCCCAUAUUAAAAAGCCAGUUUUGCAAGAGCCUGCAAGAAAAGUGAAAGUGAAGAAACUCUCUGAUGCAGACAAGAGGCUGGCAAACAGGGAAAGCGCUCUAGCAAGUGCUGAUUUAGAAGAAGAGCUUCAUCAGAACCAAGGGCAGGGAAAAAGAAGGUCUCAGCCUCGGGGUAAAGUGGCACAUGGAGAAGCACUGGAUGGUGCCCUCAGCCUUGAUAAGGAUGGGGGCCAAAGAACAAAAACCCCUCUCAACCCCGAAGAGGAGCGGUUGAAAAACGAGAGGACUGUGUUUGUUGGCAAUUUGCCUGUCACGUGUAAUAAGAAGAAGCUGAAGUCAUUUUUUAAAGAGUAUGGACAAGUAGAAUCUGUACGAUUUCGUUCUGUGAUGCCAGCAGAGGGGACACUAUCCAAGAAGUUGGCUGCAAUAAAACGUAAAUUUCAUCCUGACCAGAAAAGCAUCAACGCAUAUGUAGUAUUUAAGGAGGAGAGCGCUGCUGCAAAAGCCCUGCAAAGAAAUGGGGCCCAGAUUGCAGAAGGAUUUCGUAUUCGAGUUGAUCUGGCAUCUGAAACCGCCUCUAGGGACAAGCGAUCAGUAUUUGUGGGAAAUCUUCCUUACAAAGUUGAAGAGUCUGCUUUGGAGGAACACUUUCUGGACUGUGGGAGCAUUGUGGCAGUGAGGAUCGUGAGAAACCCACUCACAGGAGUCGGCAGAGGGUUUGGCUAUGUGCUCUUUGAGAACACAGAUGCUGUUCAUCUUGCUCUGAAGUUGAAUAAUUCUGAGCUAAUGGGAAGAAAACUGAGAGUCAUGCGUUCUGUCAAUAAAGAAAAACUAAAACAACAGAAUUCAAAUCCAAGCUUGAAGAAGGAUGUCAGUAAACCUAAGCAGAGACUUAAUUUUACUUCCAAAGAAGGAAAAUUCCAUUCCAAGAAUGCAUUUAUUGGAGAAAAGGCAGUUCUCAUGAAAAAGAAGAAGAAAGGACAAAAGAAAAAAGUACAAAUGAAGAAACCAAGAAAACAGUAGUAGUAACAGACUCUGCCCCCUUCCUUUCUGUGGUGAAACCUUGCAGUGAGUGUCUGUUUUUUUUAUGGAUUAUGUGGAAAAUGGAGGCUUCCACAGUGGCUGUCAUUUUCUCUUUUUCAAAUUCAUGCUAUAUGUAAGGUUGGAAACAUUGUUCUUAGAAAUAUAUUUUUAAAAAAUAAUAAACAUUAAUACUCUGUGUUUAGGCCAGGUGUUCAAAUGGUUACUGUGGGAAUACUGAUUCCAGGUGAAGUCAUAGUCCCUAAAAAAAGACUUGUGAGCUGUUUAUAACACAUAUUCUUCACCUCAUUUUUCUUUCUCUUGCAGUUAUAGUGGAGAUCUACAUUUCUAUUUUAUUACAUACAUCUAAUAAUUGCUAACCAGUAAGACCGGUAAGAGAUGUGUGACUGACUUCUAAUAUGUAGCUAGUGACUACAGUGGUCAUUGAUGUCCUUGGCUCUAAAGUUGGUUUCAUAAGGAAAAUACUCUCCCAGGAAAACAUGAUGCUUAAAUUAGUAUCACUCAGAAUGAAGCAUGUGUCCCAGAAAGUUUUAAAGACAGCAUCUAAUGAAUUAUGUUAAUUAAAUUGCAAAAUUUAAAAUCGAAUGACAGGAAAACAUGCUACAGUAUUCCCUAAGUUCCAGACACUGAUCUUAGCAAAUUGGGGCUGGAUCCAGGGUGAAGUGGGGGAAGGGGGAGGCCAAGGCUGAUUCAGGCAGGCAGAGUCUGGUAAGUACACGUCCUCUCACUUAUGUAGGCAAGAGGGUAGGAUGAGUUUUCACUCAUUUAGUUGUAAAAGUUCUGUCUUUGGGAAAUGCCAUGUAGAAAACCCAAUAAGGUCUUUAAAACAGCUCUAGAGGCUGGAGAGAUGGCUUCUUGGUUAAGAGCAUGCACUGCUCUUCAGAGUGCCUAAGUCUUAGCACCCAAGUCAAGUAAUUCCCAACUGAAUGUAACUUGAGCUCCUGGGUCCAACUCCUCUGGUCUCCCCAAGCUCCUACACUCCAGAACAUAACCCACACAAACAUAUAUACAAGUAAAAAAUAAAGUGUAGCUUUUACAGCUUACAGCAGAGAAAGCUCUAUUGUCUGUAUCCAAGACUGGGUAGUUUAUAGUUUCCCUUACAGUAUUUAGAACUUUUUCAGUUAAAUUUCAGCAAUUUUACCUGAUUAUUCUUGAGCAUUUCUGCAUAAAGUAUAUAAAGAUGAAACAUUGUGUGUACAUAUAUAAUCUAUGUACAACUUACCACUCCUGUGAGUGAGGUUAAAGCAGAUUAUAUACAUGCAUACAUGUAACUUUAUCAUUAGAUAUGUAUAUGAUGUGAAUGCAGGUGCAUGUUGAGGUCAGAAAACUGGAGUUCUCUCCUUCCUCAGCAUGCACUUUUAUUCACUGAGCCAUCUCACUGGCCCCGUAUAUUUUGGAAUUUGUUACUGUGUAAUUGUUGAAAUUUCUACUUUAGAAUGUGUGUGCUACUAUGACUGUGUAAAUCAUUAAAAAUAUGUAUUUUGUAGAAAAAAA
This is a messenger RNA of Grammomys surdaster, 2843 nucleotides long. RefSeq names its product RNA binding motif protein 34 (gene Rbm34). The transcript is spliced from 11 exons. NCBI's taxonomy places the organism in Eukaryota, Metazoa, Chordata, Mammalia, Rodentia, Muridae. The record is from RefSeq and is a predicted model, not a curated record. Gene Ontology annotation, molecular function: RNA binding. The coding region runs from base 42 to 1331 and encodes 429 amino acids.